UGUUUAUACACUUCUUCUUUUAAAAUGGCCAUUCACAAGUGUCUUACUUGCAUCAUUGCGAAUAGCAAAUUGAAAAAAUAUACAAUCGUCGAAUUCCGUGAUCACACAAUUGUUCCGUGAACAUUUUUGUUGAGAAAAAAUGGAUAUUUGCGGAAAUGUUUUGGUUUCAAAAGAUGUGCUUAAUUUUGCAUUGAAAUGUUUAUACUGUGAAACAGAUAUCGAAGAAUGGGAUGCCUUCGUUAGUCAUAUACAGAGUUUGCACAACACUAACUACGAAGAGCCUUGCAUUGAUCCGCUUGUGGAUUUGGAUUACAAGGAGCACAUUGUUGUCGGGUUAAUAAAAGAUGAAACAAUGGCACCGCAUGCAUUAACAGAAUUUCUUGACAAUGAUGCUGAUGUUAAAAUGGAAGUUGAUUUCGGUGAUGAACUAAUGAAGGCUGAGCCAGGAGAUAAUGAUGAUACAAGUUCAGACGCUGAUCAAAGCCAAAACAAUGAUACAGCUGAAUUCAGUCCAGGCUCAGAAUCGUCCGAAGAAGAUGAUGAAGAUAAAAAAGAAAUUAUACGUAACAAAAAAUUUAAUCCAACAUUUUAUAGACGAAACACUAGCACAUCGGUUUUUAUUGAGCUUUACAAAAAAGCUACAUGUUUAUGGAAUCCCGACGAUGAGCAUUAUAAGAAUAGUGCAGCACGAGCAAACUGUCAAACGGAAAUAAUAGACGAAAUGAAGAAACGCUUCCAGAUUACCUUAAGUAAUCAAACUUUGCGAAGUUGCUUCCGAAAGUUGUACUUGCAAUAUCAAGCCACUCAUCAAGCAAAGCAGAAAAAACCAAAAUCCAAGCCGAAAAAAUUACCAACUGUUGUGUUGGAUUAUUUUGAGAAAUGUUCCUUUUUAUCUGUUGCGAAGGAUGAAUUUGCCACCAUUGUAUUAGAUACGCCACCCAAUACAAACACAAACAUAAGUUUUGCCAAACUCAAUCCUACAACAGAGGCUUUUAUUGAAGCAUAUGGCGGCUUUCCAGCGCUAUACGACCCCAAACAUGACGAUUACAACAACUCCGCUGUCCGUAAGCAAAUGUAUAAAGAAAUGUCUAAUAUUAUCAAAACUAAGCAAAAUGUGGAGCUCACCGAAGAUGAAAUUUACAAAGGCAUCUAUUACUUGCGUCAUUGGUAUUUCAAGCUAAAGAGUCGGCUUGAAAAGGAUUUAGACGAAAAAGAUUUAUCGAGUGCUGCAAAGAUUUAUCUAAAAAAGUGUGACUUCCUCCCAGAUAGACCACCUAAUUUAAAAUUAAAGUGCACAGAAUGUGAUAAAGUUUUCCAUAACGUGACCACAAGACAGAGUCAUCUCUUCAAGGAGCAUAACAUUGGCGAUUGGCCCCACAAAUGUACUGAAUGUGGACGAACCUUUGAGUUCAAAGCUACAUUAUUAAUGCACGAGCAACGUAGCCAUGUGGGAAAAGUGCAUAAAUGCGAUUAUUGUGAAAGACGAUUUGCUGUGCUAGUGGAUUUACAACGGCACAUUGAUUCGCACACUGGAAAAAAGCCUUUCGUAUGUGAGUUAUGUGGUAAAGCAUUUCGCAGUAAAACCCAAUUGGGCUAUCACUCAGAUGCAAUACAUACGAAAACACGAGCUUAUAAAUGUACGAUGUGCCCCAAAGAUUUCUUAAAAAAGCGCGAUUUGAAAGAUCACAUAAAGGCUCAUCUUAAUAUACGCGAUAAAAUAUGUGAAACCUGUGGCAAAGGUUUUACAAACUGCCAUUCACUUAUACGACAUAGACAAAUACAUUCCGAAAUUAAGAAAUUCGCUUGUAAACUAUGUGAAGCGAAGUUCCACCAAUUUGUAGGCUUAAAUUCACACAUGAAGCGGACGCAUGGCAUUGUCAAGAGUCAACAAAAGUCUUAAACUUAAAAGUCGUUUUUUGAAUGUUAAUUGAUUUUUUAUCACAUCCUAGGCGGGUGUAUGUCGAAUUUUUAAACACCGAUAUACGAUGUACAGAAUAUCCUUUUUUCCCUGCAGUAAACCUUUUAGUGUGGUCAAUAAUGAUAUUGUUCAAAUAAGGUAGAUCGGAAUAUGCGCUCUCUGGGAAGACAAUAUCUGUUAUUAUUGUACCAUGAUCAACGUCAUGAUAAGAAAAUCCUUUUCAAUUAGAAGUAGUGCAGAAAUUAUUCUUUGGCAUGAAUUAUUGUUCUCUUUCUAAUGCUUAAGAAGUCGCGAUUGAAAUUGGGAAAUUUACAUUUAUGUUUCUUAUAGGCGAAGCGAUUAUUUGCUUAAAUUUUUAGAUACUUGCGUUUGAUAGUAAAUUCGAGCAGGGGCAACGAUAUACAAACAAAAAAUCAAUAAAUAUGUAUGUAUUUAAAGGGAGUAUUUUUAAUCAGCUAAGCUAUUACCUAAAGGUGAAUAGCAAAAAUAAAUAUCUCAACUACAGAUUAAUCAAUUGCAUGAAUACAUUAUAAUUCUAAGGUCAGUAAAUUUUAAGUUCGUAUUGUGUGUUUCAAUAAAUAAAAAACUGCUACUGAGA
Molecule: messenger RNA, 2516 nt
Organism: Rhagoletis zephyria (snowberry fruit fly)
Lineage: Eukaryota; Metazoa; Arthropoda; Insecta; Diptera; Tephritidae
Product: zinc finger protein 484-like
Biological process (GO): regulation of DNA-templated transcription
Molecular function (GO): RNA polymerase II cis-regulatory region sequence-specific DNA binding; DNA-binding transcription factor activity, RNA polymerase II-specific
Source: RefSeq, a predicted model, not a curated record